Acanthosepion pharaonis is the source of this 639-nucleotide messenger RNA. The record is from the annotation of a GenBank genome assembly. Lineage: Eukaryota; Metazoa; Mollusca; Cephalopoda; Sepiida; Sepiidae.
AUGCACAAGUUGUCAGGGGAUCACCAUCCCUACCCAAUCAUUGUACAUGCACUUACGUCUAUUCCCAUCAAAAACACCAAACCGGAUGAUGAAUAUCUCACUACGUUCGCUUUGGUAGAGGUCACCGCUUGUUUUGAUUUAAGGGCUUUCAUUCCCUUCUUUUCAGUCCCUCGUAUCUAUCUAUCUAUCUAUCUAUCUAUCUAUCUAUCUAUCUAUCUAUGUGAAUCAGUUCCUAUGUAUUUAUCUAUCUACUUGAAUCUAUCUAUCUAUCUAUCUAUCUAUCUAUCUAUCUAUGUGAAUCAGUUCCUAUCUAUCUAUCUAUCUAUCUAUCUAUCUAUCUAUCUAUCUAUUUCCUAUCUAUCUAUCUAUCUAUCUAUCUAUCUAUCUAUCUAUCUAUCUAUCUAUCUAUCCGUGUGUCUGUCUCUCUAUGUGAAUUCGUUCCUAUCUAUCUAUUUAUCUAUCUACUUGAAUCUAUCUAUCUAUCUAUCUAUCUAUCUAUCUAUCUAUCUAUCUAUCUAUCUAUCUAUCUAUGUGAAUCAGUUCCUAUGUAUUUAUCUAUCUACUUCAAUCUGUUCGUAUCUAUCUAUCUAUCUAUUCUUCUUUUUCUUCUAUCUUCCGUGUCUCUUCAGGACGGCGUAG